CGCUUUCUUUCUAACUCAAAUGGCUACUCUCGAUUACAUUUCCAUACCUUCUUGUGCCUCUCGUCUUAAAAUUCACUCUUCCUCAGAACUGUCUUCUGCCGAUGAGAGCGAUAUCCGACCUGCUCCGAAACUUCGCACCAAUUUACCUCGUCCAACUUCAGAGUCCUCUGAAGGUCCUACAUCACCUUUAAAAGGUUUCGCCGGGAGCUCUGCGUUGAAUUUACUUCCCAACCUGCUUCUCUCGUCGUCACUACCUUCUACUUCGGUCUCAGAUCCUACCUUUCCAAGUGAUUCCAAGUCGAAUCCAGGUAGAAAACGGUUCAAGAAGCUUCACCAAGAACCCAUUGUACUUUUAUCGAAUAAGGACCCGUUGUCGAUUCAAAUAACGUCUGUCAACUUCAAACGCUUCAUUGAGCGUGUGGGACCAGUCUUUUGGCUUCAAGAUCGUCUUGAGGAAAUAGUUUUCUGGAGAAGAGGAUCGAAAGUGACCGGAACGUGGUUGGCUGUCUAUUGCUUCCUAUGUUAUAUCCCAAGACUUGUAUUCUUACUCCCGCACGUUAUCUUAAUUGCAAUAAUCCUCGCAAGUGUACAUUAUCCACCGUACAAACCUCCUCCACCGUCUGUGUCAUUCUCUGACCAUACUUCUGCUGCAACACCGACGGAUGCUACCACAGACGCGAAUUACGCGACUCCUUCCACGGCAGGGUCGUCGUUGCCCGCUCCUGUAGCAGAAGAUAGUGUUGAUUGGCAAGCGAACAUCCAAGCUAUCCAAAAUCUAAUGGGACUAUAUGCAGACAUUCAUAUUGCUAUAACACCCUACCUCAGUCACCUUUCGCUUUCACCAAACGAUCCACAAAUUUCCAAACCUAAAUCACCGUAUACUCUUCCGAUUCUUACAGUCCUGAUCCUGUCAUUCCCGAUAUUGGUUUUUCUCGUUACUUCAACCAUCUUCCCUGCUCGACUGGUGUGCUUCGUAUGCGGUGCAGGUCCGGUGUUGUUUCUCAACCCUCAACUACGCCAAUGGACCUCCGAUACCAUUAGUUUACUCACAUACCUCCAAUCAUCUCUUCCAGACUCAAGGUACUCUCCUAUCAUCAUCCUUCCCAUCCCUCCAAUAAUGCGUCGACUUUCGUUCCGUCUUUUCGGGGUCUCUCCUCCAUCACAAAUAACCCUCGAUUCAUAUUCCAUCAACCUCCUUCGAAAACGCGUUAAAAUGCGUUUUCAGAGGAUUCUGGAUGAUAAUAAUCUUUCAAACGAUGUGUGGAUCAGUGAGAUGCGGGAGGUCGAGUUAUGGGAGAACGAACGGCUAGAUCCUGGGAUUACAGCAAUCUCAGCCAAUUUAACCUUCUCCCUUGCUCCAAACUGGGAAUUUGUCCCUACGGAGGAUUGGAGAGCGGAUCUUGUAGGUGAUUGGAUAAGGGAAGGCUGGGUCAGCGAUGAGGAUGAGGAUGGCUGGAUAUACACGAACGAUGUGUGGCUUGUCCCGGCCGACCAUGCGUAUUCAGGAGCGGUGACGCGGAGGAGGCGGUGGGUUAGAAGAAUUUGGUAUAACUCUGGUGGAGGGUCACAGUCUUGA
Messenger RNA from Lentinula edodes (shiitake mushroom), 1576 nucleotides. RefSeq names its product integral peroxisomal membrane peroxin-domain-containing protein. Gene Ontology annotation, cellular component: peroxisomal membrane. The record is from RefSeq and is a predicted model, not a curated record. Gene Ontology annotation, biological process: peroxisome organization. The coding region runs from base 20 to 1576 and encodes 518 amino acids. The transcript is spliced from 5 exons. Lineage: Eukaryota; Fungi; Basidiomycota; Agaricomycetes; Agaricales; Omphalotaceae.